Mytilus californianus (California mussel) is the source of this 9032-nucleotide messenger RNA. RefSeq names its product probable hydrolase PNKD. The record is from RefSeq and is a predicted model, not a curated record. The transcript has 10 exons. The coding region runs from base 49 to 1017 and encodes 322 amino acids. NCBI's taxonomy places the organism in Eukaryota, Metazoa, Mollusca, Bivalvia, Mytilida, Mytilidae. Gene Ontology annotation, molecular function: hydroxyacylglutathione hydrolase activity. Gene Ontology annotation, cellular component: mitochondrion.
GAUGACAUACCGUCGUAGUUCUGUUUACUACCUUUAUCCAAACGAACAAUGACAACACAAGAAGGAGGUUGUUUAUUUCAAAUAGGUUAUUGGUUCUACACUAGGACUUGUCUGGGUUAUAUCUAUCACAGGAGAGAUGUUAACAAAGCUAGGGACAAAUAUGGGGAAGGAGAAAGUCAUUCAGUAAUACAGACAAAAACAUACAAUGAUUUGGAAAUAACACCUGUCCCUAUGUCCUUAGACAACCUAGCCUAUGUAAUAACAGAUGGCAAGACAACAGUAGUUAUAGACCCUGGAGAUCCAGAACCUGUUCAUGAAUACCUUGAGAAGAAUAACCUAACACCAGAUGCUGUCUUGGUGACACAUAAACAUUGGGACCACAGUGGAGGAAACUCAGAGAUGAAAAAGAAAUACAGAAAAAUUAAGAUAUAUGGCAGUGCUUCAGAUAAUAUAAAUAAUGUUACCAAUGGUGUAACAAAUGGUGAAGAACUAAUGUUUGAAACUAUGAAGUUUACCUGUCACUUGUCACCAGGUCAUACAACAGGUCACAUGUACUUUGUUUUAGAUGGUUCCCCUUAUAGAGCCCCAGAUUCUGUGUUUUCAGGGGAUCAUUUGUUCCUAGGUGGUUGUGGAAGGAUGUUUGAGAAACCUGCAUUUUCAAUGUUGAAGUCACUUGAUGAGAUUUCAGAUCUACCCCAAGACACAUUGGUCUGGCCAGGUCAUGAAUAUGCAUCGGAUAACCUAGAAUUUGCCUGCCAUGUGGAACCAAGCAAUGAAAAAGCAAAGGAAAAGUUAAUAUGGGUGAAAGAACAAAGACUAAAGAAAAUGUGUACAUGUCCGUCAACAAUGGGAGAAGAAUUAACAUAUAAUCCAUUCCUGCGAACAAAAGAGAAGACAAUAAUGGUAGCUGCUGGUGCCCUGUUUGAAGGAGAAUAUAAAGUACCAGAUGAUGAUGCUAGAGCACAAGCUUUGUUUGAACUAAGACAGAUGAAAGACAAAUAUAAAUACAAAUUAUGAUAAAGUUUCAUGUAUAUAUUGUAUUUAUGUGUAAAUUAGAGGGUUGUAAGGUAUAUUUAACAUGCAUUAAAAUGAACAAUUUUCACUAGUACUGAUAUUUUCAACUCAAAGUGGUCGAUGAAUACUGCUGUCAAAUUAUCUUUCAUAUAAUCUUUUUUAAUUUUUAUUUAAAAAAAAAUUAUUCUGAAAAUUCAUGUGACAAAUCAAAUACCAAUGUUCAUAAAAAUAAUUCACUUUGAACUGUGCUUUGUGGUUUCUUGAAACUUUCUUCACCAAAAAAUAACAAAAUGGAAGGUUGUAAGUUUUGUUUAUUGAGCUCUUAAGGUCAUACGAUACAGUCACUGGAGUGGUAAUGACGUUGCUAUCGUAAUAUGCUAUUUUUCGCGACGUCAAACUGUGACUUAUCGGGAAAAGAUACAUUUUUCGAGGGAUUUAAAUCUUUAGCUUGAAAACGAAUACACAGACUCCUCUUUUUUAAGAUGACAAAUGACUUGAAACUGUAUGAAGAUUAUUUGUUCCAACUUUUAUGAAAGAAUCACCGAAGAAUUUUUAUACGACCGCAAACAAAUUUUGCAGGCUUAUAUUGGUAUGACGUUGGCAUUGUCGUCGUCCGAAGACACAUUAGUUUUCGCACUCUAACUUUAGUUUAAGUGAAUGGAUCUAUAUGAAAUUUUACCAUAAGGUUCAAUACCACAAAAGUGAAGGUUGGGAUUGAUUUUGGGGGUUAUGGUACCAACAGUUAAGGAAUUAGGGGCCAAAAAGGGACCAAAAAUAAGCAUUUUUGUAACUUCCAGACAUAACUUGUGUGUUAGUGUAUGGAUCUCGCUGACAUUGUACCACAAGGUUCCAUAUCACAAAGGGAAUGCUGGGAUUGAUUUUGGGGGUAAUUGCCUCCAAAUUUUAGGAAUUAGGGGCCAAAAAACGGGAAAAAAACAAGCAUUUUUCUAGUUUCAUGACACAAUAACUUGUGUGUAAGUGUAUGGAUCUUUCUGAAAUUGUACUACAAGGUUCUAUAUCACAAAGGGAAAGCUGGAAUUGAGUUUGGGGGUAAUUGCCCAAAACAUUUAGGAAUAAGGGGCCAAAAAGGGACCAAAAAUAAGCAUUUUUCUAGUUUCCAGACAAUAACUUGUGUUUAAGUGAAUGGAUCUCUAUGAAAUUGUACUGCAAGGGAAGGCUGGGAUUGAUUUUGGGGGUAAUUGCCUAAAAUUGUAAGGAAUUAGGGGCCAAAAGGCGGCAAAAAAACAAGCAUUUUUCUAGUUUCAGGACAAUAACUUGUGUGUAAGUGUAUGGAUCCUUAUAAAAUUGUACUACAAGGUUCCAUAUCACAAAGAGAAAGCUGGGUUUGAGUUUGGGGGUAAUUGCCCUAAAUAUUUAGGAAUUUGGGGCCAAAAAGGGGCCAAAAAACAAGCAUUUUUCUAGUUUCCAGACAAUAACUUGUGUUCAAGUGUAUAGAUCUCUCUGAAAUUGUAUGCAAGGUACCAUACUACAAAGGGAAUGCUGGGAUUGAGUUUUGGUGUGAUGAAUCAUAAGGGGGUUCAAAAAAUUUGGGGGGGGGGGGGAGGGUUCCUUUUUUUUCUUUAAAAUUUUCCAUUUUAAAUUGGUUAUUUUUGAUUUAUAUAUAAAAGCAAAUAAUAAUGAUAUGGUUUGAAUAGGUAAAUUAAAAAUUUUUAAGUUCUUAGACCACAUUCAUUCUGUGUCAGAAACCUAUGCUGUGUCAAAUAUUUAAUCACAAUCCAAAUUCAGUGCUGUAUCAAGCUUGAAUGUUGUGUCCAUACUUGCCCCAACUGUUCAGGAUUCGACCUCUGUGGUCGUAUCAAGCUGGGCCCAGCGAAGCAUUUUAUUUUAAAAAUUAGAGAAAUAUGCAGCAAAAAAUGCUGUUUUUCACUAAAAUCAUGAAAUUUUAAUAAAAAUGAAUUAUUUUCAAACAAUUGUUACACAAAUUAAGAGCAUACUUUUGUAAAGAAGAUAUUCAAAAUUGUUUUAUAAAAAUCUGCAUGUGUUUAUCUUUUGAAACAAAAAGGUUAAGUAUGUCUGUCCAAAGGAUGGAAAUGUACAAGAAACUGAAAUUUUAAGUAAAUGUCUAAAAGUUUGACCCCAUUUAUCUCUAAAUAUAGCAUAUGAAGGUAUAUUUUUUAUUACAUAUUUGAAUUAACUAAGUGAAAAAUAGCUUGUAUGCAAAUUUUCGUAAAAAUUAAACCAUGGGAUAAAAACUGUAUCGUAUGCCCUUGAACAUUUUCAUGAGUAAUUUUAAACUCUGCUGCAAACUAUCUUUAACAUGAUUGUUUUUCAAAUUUUUGUUUUUUUUGUUUUUAAUUGAAUUAAAUAGAACUUUGAGGCUUAAGUAAACGAUUAAUUUGUGAAAAUCAUGUAGACAUUUUUAUACAUAAUUACUUGGAAUAUGAUAAUUUCUUUUUGUAUUACUUCUUUUUGUAGUGCGCUUGACUCCAAUCUUAAUUGUCAGUUUUCCUACCGAAGAUUGGUGAUUCUCUCCAGGCGCUAUGGCUUCCUCCACAAAUAAAAACUGACCGCCACGGAAUAGCACAAUAGUGUUGAAAGUGGCAUUUAACACCAAAUAAUCAAUCAAUCUUUUGUAGUGCCAUUUAUCAGUCAUUAAAUCUUGAUAUUUACUGGGAUUUAUCUAACUUAAGAUAAGCAGAAUAAAGUUAAAUGUGUAUGAAAUUAGCAUAAAUUAAUAUUUUAUGUUAAAAUUUUCAAUUCUAGCUUCAUUUCUGGUCAUAUACAUUAGCAGAGUCAUGUUAAUACAUUUAUUUAGAAUUUCACUAGAGAAAAAAUGGUCUAUGUUCACACCAACAGAAAAUGAAAACAUUUUAGUGAAACCUUUGAAAUUAUCAGACAUUAAUAAUAGCCAAUUAAAACACUUUCAUUAAUUUUUUUGGGUUUUAAUUUAUUAUAGAUACUUAUUAUGCCCCCACCACAGUGUUAUCCCUUAAUAACAUUAUAUGCCAGAAGGGGCAUCAUCUGUGUCCCAUGGACACAUUCUCCUUUUAUUUUUAAAUAUUUCGUUUUCUUAUGUUUAUUACUCUGGAAUAUUGUAAGAAAUAAUGGUGCAUUAUGGGAAUGCCACUGUUUUGAACAUUCAUUUAUUAAUUCAAGUGCCAUUUACACAAUUGCAAGAACUAACGUUAGAAUGACAAUGUUUAGUUUCUGUAUAGGUGUAUUGUCUAUAUCCUGCUUUAUGUGAUAUAUAUAUUAUUAAUAUAAUGUUUAUAUUAAAGGAUUUGUGAUUCUUUUAAACUUGAUUACAUGUUUAUUUGUAUUUACUCAGUUUGCACACUGAUACUGUUGUGUUCAGCUAUUUGUAGGUCAAAAACAGCAUAUUGCAUAGGGCAUAAAGUAUGUUACUAAAAAUACAUUCAAGAAAUCACUAAUUUUACAUUGUUCAUGCAAUAGUUGUUGAUUAAUAAUAUAACAAUUUUAGCCUUUGGUUGAGGUCAAUACGAUGUUAAAUCAACCUAGAGAAGCAUAUUGACCAUGGACUUCGUCCUCAGUCAAUAUGCUUCUCUAAGGUCGAUAUAACCUUGUAUCGACCUCAUACAAAGGUUAUAAUUGUAUAAUAUAUAUAUUGUAUGUAUAUAUGUGUAUAAUACUUAUCACCGAAUUUAUAGGUUAAGUACAAAUCAUAUAAAUUGUAAAGUGCUUUUUGUUAGUUUAUUUUGUUAUAAGUAUCUUAUAAUCAAGAUGAUUUUGUUGUAUAAGGGCUGCAAGUCUACAUAAUAGUACAAAAAUCUUAAAAUUUAUCAUGAAUUAUAAUGAAAGUUUUCAUAAAAUUAGAUUUUUUUUUUGGUAGAAUUUUCUCAUAAAAAAAUCAGGUUAUCUGCUGCCUUAGAAGCAUUAAAUCAUGUCACAUGCAUCAGUUACAGUUUUCAUUCAUUAUGAAAACAGCUUUUUAAACGGCUUACUGUUCUUAUGCAAGAGGCUAUUUGCUGUUCAGAUUACCAAUGAACAAAAUCCUUUCAGGUGUAAUUUAUAUUGCAAAUUCAGAAAUUAUUGUGUGCAUUUAUUUUGCAAUUUUGGGAGAAUGGACAACAAUAUUAGAUUAAUUACUAUGAUUUUAGGAAAGGUGCAUUCAGAUAUAUGUUUCAUAUAUCAGAAUAUGUUUUCUUAUUAUUGUGAUAGUCACACGGUCGCAUUUAAUAAAAACCUCACAAUAAUAUCUGUAUUUACAGAUUCAUUUCUUUAUACUUGUAACUGAUGAUAUGGGCUAUUCCAUUAAAAUGUAUGUGGGAAGGUAGGAAGGGACUUUCAAAAUAUCCCUACAACCAAGGACCAUUUUUUAGAUAAUUUUGCAUAAUGGUAAUAGACGCAUACUGAAAAAAGACCCAUGACCCACAUUCAAUAAUUAAACUUCCAUUCCUACCCUCCCACAUACAUUUUAAUGGAAUAGCCCUAAUGUAGUCCUUUGUAAAUGAAAGGUUGUUGAGAAUUAACCCACAAUCAGAUAUAUUUUCUGUUUCAUUUGAAAAUUUGAAAAACCAAGUACCUAAUUAUCUGCCAUACUAGUAAGGAUAGAUUGAUUUCAAUCUGAAAACUUUUAUUCUGACAUUUGAAAAUUAAAACAUGAAAGUUCAAUGGUGUCACUCUUGAAACAAAGAAAGGUCAUCUUGACGUAUGGAGAUGAACAAUUGCUUAUUGUGUAUAUUUUUUUUAUUGUGUGCCAUAUCAUUGGUAUGAAAAUUAAAAAUACUUUUUAUUUUGUUAUUAUAUUAUAUUGUAUUAUAUUUAUGAGACUGUCCUUUGAACAGACAAGAAUCAAAUUGAAGAUAUGUACUUAAUUCUAAUAAAACAUUUAAAUAUUCAUAUUAACAUCAUUCCUUAAUCAGUAAAAUAAUUAGUUAAGUAGCAGCUGGUUUUGAUAAGAUUAGUUUAACUAAUUGAUCGAUCUCAGAUUUGAUAUAAGAAUGCAGUGUUCUCCCCAGGAUUUUUGGAUAGCACCAGGGUAACGCGUGUGAACAGCUUGGUGAAAUGAUUCAUACAAUCAUUUGUGUCACAUGGCGUCGCUAUAUUUCUAGUUAUUGCAGUUUUUAUGUCUCUUGAUUUGUUUUAAUACUGUGGUACUGUGUUAUGUCAGAAUAUUAUUGGUUAAAAAGAUCAAUAAACAGUUUGUAUACUUUUAAUUUUUUUUUAAAAAUAAAUAAAACAUGAUUCAUUACAUAAUAUUCAUCUAAAUUUAAAGUAAUUAAAUCUUUUAUAAAAUCCAUGAUCAAUAAAAAUAAAAUAUCAUUCAAACAGAAACAUAUAUAUUGUUAGAUAUACUGUUCCCGGAUUCAAAAGAGAACAAAAAUGUUCAAUUUAAAAAACUUUCUAGUUUCUAGAAAGAAAGUUGUUGUAUGUGAAAGGAUUCCUGUCAUAAGGAGAUAUAAUAUUAACAAGAACAAAAUUGUGUUAUAAUUUGAACCAGUUUCUAUCUUAAAUUUUAAUAAAAAGAAAUUUUUCAUAAAUUUUAAAGCAUUUUGCCAUAGAUUUCAUGUACAUGUAAAUAUUAAACUUUCUUGUCUUUGGUGUUAAUCAAACAUAGAUACAGACUUAAUACUGCACUGAAAUCUAAAUCUUUAUUUGUCAUGAUCCAUUUAAAAAGAAUUCCUAAAUCUAUAAAUUUAUCUUAGGUCUAUAGAUCUAUAAGAAACAUAUUCAAUGUCAACAACAAAUUCUCCCUAUUUUCCCGCCUAAAUGACAGGAAGUAGAUAUAAAUAGAUUUAACAUGUGCUUAUGGAUUAAAAUUGCAAGAUCACUUCUGUUAUUCAUUAAUGAUCAUAUGGAUAUAGAUAUCCAGUUUGAAGGUACAGUCAUGCAUUUUAUUUAUAAAAUAGAAUAGAUUGCAGUUAAUUGUAAAUAAUCUUGAAUAUUCUACGUGAACUUACUGGGUCAUGUGAUCCUUCCCCUUUGAAUUACUUGUUUACAGUUUGAAACCGGAAUAUCAUGCAAUAACUAUGUCAUAAUUAAAGAUAAUUUUGGCCAUGGUUUAAUCAGAGACAUAUAAAACUAUAAUAUAAGUAUUGAGCUAACUUUAUAAUGUACAAAAUAUGUACCGUCGUGUGUACAACUAUCGGGUCAACACAGUUUGUGUACAAAGUAUUUGCUGACUUGUCAGGUGGUGAGUGAAGCCUUAAAAUAGUUAUCUUUGAUCAUAAAGUUAUGAUCUCUAAAUUAAAACACAAAAGAAUCAUGUAAAAAGUGUUAAUUACAUCGAUUAAAUCCAAUCAACAAAGGUUAACCUCAUAAAGGAAAUCGAUCACGUGGUGUAAACAAUCCGUGUUGAACUGGUUUGAACUGGUCAAAUUUCACCUGGAAUUUUACACCGCACGGAAAAGAUUUAACAAGUCGUUUAAAACUUUACCAAUUAAAGAUUUUUUAACUGAAAAUUUUUACAUCGUGGUAAGAACGAUACCACCGCAGUAAAAAAUUAUACAUCGUGGGCCCUCGGUCCUUUAAGGGCCUGGGGAGAACACUGGAAUGCUAAUAAUAUUUUCAUGUUUUUUCAUUAAGAUUUUGUUUGAGCAUCUUAAAAUUUAAUAGCAAUUAAUAUAAUUAUAUUUGUUUGAUAUUAUAAUUUUUUUUAUGUAUGUUUUGUAUGUAUAUCUUUAAUGUAUUCAUUUUUAGCUUUUUUGUAGACUUGUCAGUUUUUUAGUCUUAUUUCGUUUUAUGCCAUGGCAUAAUAUUGUUAGUUUGUUUUUCGACAUAUGAGUUCGAAUACCCUUUUUGGUAUCUUCCACUGAACUUUUUUGGCUAACCAAUCCUUUUGCAUUCAUUUCAGCUAACCUGGCCAAAAGGGCUAUGAAUAAGUAUUAUUAUCACUUUGUGUGUGUUAUUGUCUGUUCUUAAAUGAGUCAUAUAGUGAGAAACAAAUGUGUAACUUUUAGUCAACAAGAGGUCAUCAUUAGCAACCUCAUCCUCAACCCCUAAUGUUUAGUAUUUUAUUGAGUAUUAAAAUGAGGAGAUGUGGUAUGAUUGGCUAAUGAGACCACUAUCCACCUGAGUUAAAAUGAGGAGAUGUGGUAUGAUUGGCUAAUGAGACCACUAUCCACCCGAGUUAAAAUGAGGAGAUGUGGUAUGAUUGGCUAAUGAGACCACUAUCCACCCGAGUUAAAAUGAGGAGAUGUGGUAUGAUUGGCUAAUGAGACCACUAUCCACCCGAGUUAAAAUGAGGAGAUGUGGUAUGAUUGGCUAAUGAGACCACUAUCCACCCGAGUUAAAAUGAGGAGAUGUGGUAUGAUUGGCUAAUGAGACCACUAUCCACCCGAGUUAAAAUGAUGUGGAUGUAACCAAUUUAAGUACUAAUGAUAUGAAAAUGGGUUAAAAUUAUGAUAGCAUCCAUGAAUCUCAAUCCUUCAUAGUAUAUGAGGCCCUAUCCCCUCUUUCAUACUCCAGUAACUUUGCUGUGUAGAAAAUACCAAUUUUAAAGUCUACGGUUUGAUCUGACCAGGGAUGGAAGCCACGACCUCCCACACUCGAAGCAAACAGUUUACCAGUACACCACCAAGACAGUCUGUUACUGUUGAUUCAGUGAAUUUGAAAUUAAAACUUUUAAAAAUAAAAUUUUCUGAUUCAGUGUGUUGAUGGUGAAGUAUUUAGGAUAUACCAUUGACAUAUUUUCUACUGUUGCAUUUGCAUGCAUGCACUUCAGAGGGUCUUGGUAGCCGAGUGGUCUAAGUAGUUCACCUACAGUGCUCACUAGCCUGUCAAGGUCUUGGUAGCAGAGUGAUCUGAGUAGGUCACCUACAGUGAUCACUAGCAUGUCAACUUUGGUUUUCAGGUUGAACCUGCAUGAGGCAGGUGUGUUUGACUCCGAUCUUAACUGUGAAGGAAUGCCAGUUUUCCUUGCGAAGGUUAAUGUUUUUCUUCUGGUACAAAGCUUCCUCCGCCAAUCAAAACUGAUCUUCGUUUGAUAAAAAUGUUUACUUUUUAUUUCAUAUUGCAUAUUUAUAUUGUAACUUAUUUGAUUGGUAUUUAUUGAUAUUUUUAUGUCUUUGGAGAAAUAAAUAUAUUUUGAAACAUAA